AUGGUAGCCCUUGAAGAGGUCGAGGGCAGCCUCCUCCAGAAGCCAUCUGAUGCUGCCCAUGAAGUCCCCUCUCGAAGUUCUUCCGCUUACAGGCCCCUGAAUUCCUUCGCCCUCGACAAGCAACGAUCCUACAAGCAACAGUAUGGCGACAUGUAUUUCCUACGUCUCACCAAGAUCAAGCCGGCUGUCGACCAGGUAGCAGCCACGGCCUGGGAUGGAACAACCGUUGGAGAUGAGGAGGUCCAGCGAGUCGACCGUGUCCUCGAUGUUCGCCAAGGAGAACUGUGCUACGUGACCGGCACCGUAUAUAUGGAAAUGCCCCUGAAGCCGAAUAUUCUGGAGGAUGUUUCCAAGGACCGCUGGAUCUCCGCUCCUAUUUCGACGCCCAAAUACUUCUCCGAUGACGACCAAAUCAUGUUAGAGGACGAGUCAGGCCGUAUCAGGCUGGUCGGCGACAUUCUCAAGACUGUACAACUUGUAACGGGAUGCAUUGUUGGAGUUAUGGGCACCGAAAACUCCAAUGGAGAGUUUGAGAUCAUCGAUAUCAAAUUCCCAGACUUGCCUCCUCAACCAGAACGCUGGAGUCUCUCAAACCCCGUUUCGGACAAAAGCAAGACAAAGGAUGAAGAUGAGGAGAUGACUGAUGCUUCCGAUAAGAAGAAGGGUAACAAAAAGAUUGCUGUUGUGUCUGGCUUGUCCUUCUCAGGCACAGAUGCUUCUUAUGCUCUUGAGCUUGAUCUUCUUCUUGAGUAUCUGCUCGGUGAAGCCUUGGGCUCUUCGGGUCAGAUCGAUGUUUCUCACAUCAGUCGACUUAUCAUCGCUGGAAACUCUAUCUCGACAACAGACCGACAACCUGCCGCCGCAGACGAGGCACUUCCAGAAAAGAAGGGCCAGAAGAAGUAUGGUUAUGACGCGAGUGCAUAUAACCCACUUCCUUCUCAGCUCUUCGAUGCUUUUGUUGCCGAGCUCCUCCCGUCCAUUCCCGUUACAAUGCUCCCUGGUGCCCGGGACCCUGCGAAUGCUAGUUACCCACAGCAGCCUGUGCAUCCUGCAAUGUUUCCUGCAGCGCGAGCUUACACUCGUGAUCCAGCUGCCCCUGUUGACCAGCCAGGCUGGUUUGACACUGUCACAAACCCUUGGGAGGCUGAGCUUGAAGGGUGGCGCGUCCUGGGCACCGGUGGUCAGAACGUUGACGACGUUUUCAAGUACGUUGGUAGCGAUGACCGUCUUGGCAUGAUGGAAGCCAUGUGCCGAUGGCGAUGCUGUGCUCCGACUGCACCUGAUACACUAUGUAAGCACACAUCUGCCUGA
Fusarium pseudograminearum CS3096 is the source of this 1311-nucleotide messenger RNA. RefSeq lists its product as uncharacterized. Lineage: Eukaryota; Fungi; Ascomycota; Sordariomycetes; Hypocreales; Nectriaceae. Gene Ontology annotation, cellular component: delta DNA polymerase complex. Bases 1 to 1311 code for a protein of 436 amino acids. The transcript has 3 exons. Gene Ontology annotation, molecular function: DNA binding. Gene Ontology annotation, biological process: DNA strand elongation involved in DNA replication; DNA replication. The record is from RefSeq and is a predicted model, not a curated record.